Molecule: messenger RNA, 4407 nt
Organism: Frankliniella occidentalis (western flower thrips)
Lineage: Eukaryota; Metazoa; Arthropoda; Insecta; Thysanoptera; Thripidae
Product: tyrosine-protein phosphatase non-receptor type 13-like
Exons: 16
Coding region: 217-2895 (892 amino acids)
Cellular component (GO): cytoskeleton
Molecular function (GO): protein binding
Source: RefSeq, a predicted model, not a curated record
UCGGAGCGCAGCCGAGCCGAAAAAAACACAAAACACAACAAACAGAACAGUUAUUUUUUUGUGAUGGAAAACCUUUGUUUGAGAACUAAAAGGAUAAAUAACUGGUGUAUGACCAGCUUUCAUUUCAGUGAAAUAAUGUAACUAUUACGUACUACAAGGCAUUGUACUCAGAUUGCUCCUCUGUGAAUGAGCGUAUUCUGAUAAAACAACUGGAUCAUGACUGUAAAUCGCUUUGAUGCUCCCUUGGCACAGCUAGAAGUUGAACUGGAGAAAGCUCGAGUCAAACGCCGAUUACUAAGGGAGGCAGGUGAUACUCAAAUGGUGCACGUGUCUCAUAUCAAGACAAGUGAUAUGGAAUUAAACAAAAGUGUGUCUCCUGUGAGGUCACAUGAUGGACCGCCAAGGAAACAUCCAAUUCAAAGAGCACCCUCGAGAUUGUAUAGGACUGUCUUGCCAGUUCAAGGAAAUCCUCGUGCCAAGUACUGUUGCCCUAAUACAUGCAUUGGUCCUGAAUUUGUUGUGAAUUCUUCCAGUGCUGUCAAACAUAUACGCAUGACUGAUAUCAAGCAUUCAUCUCAGAUUAGACGUAUAACUGUUAUCCUCUUAAAUGGACGUAAAUUGAAAGUCAGCUGUAAUACUAAUUCUAUGACUACAGGACAACUUUUUGAGGUUGUUAUGAGUAGCGAAGCAGUAGAGGAUAAUUUCACUCUUGGAUUAGCAGUUUUGUUGGGAGGAGAUUUUGUCUUCCCUCCUGCUGACUUCCGCUUGAGUAAGGUUUCACCUGCAGGGUUGUGGGAUGAGUGUCGGCGACCCCAUACUGCCACUGUAUCAAGCCUAUUAGAACCGUUUGGAGGACAUCCACCCUUAACUAUGUAUGUGAGAACCAAAUUCUUUCUACCCACCUUGAGAGGGAUAAGAAGCUGGAAUUUAAAACAUCAAUUGUAUCUGCAACUGAGGCGUUGUAUGUUAGAGCAGCAGCUUCGCUGUCCUAGUAAGAUUCAGCUAUUUGUUCUCAUGGGGUAUGCUCUCCAGGCCGAAUUUGGAGAUUUCACUGAAAAGGAGCAUGGAUGUGGAGACUAUUUUCUUCUGGAGCAUUAUCUCCCUGACAGUGAAUCUAUUGAAGAGACAAUUGCAAGAAAAGAGUUGCAGCUAGCACACCAAGAACGUUGUGGUCUGGACCCUGGUAGAGCUGAAGAAAUGUUCAUAUCCCUUGCACAACAGUUCUCUGAAUAUGGUACACAUUUUUAUGCCGCAAGUUGUGCUCAGAAAUCUGGCAAAGAUGUACCAGUUUGGCUUGCAAUCUCUGCUCAUGGUAUUAGUCUUCAUGAAUGGCGAGCAGGAGCUGUACAACGACCAAUUAUGCAUACCUAUCAGUGGAAAGAUAUUCGCAAAUUGAGUUACAGUCGUCAGCAAUUCUGUUUACAGCCUUCUAGUGGGAAAAGAAUUAAGCUACGAAUGGAUCUUCGCAAGAGUUACUUUACCUUUAGACUCGCUUCAAUGCAACAUCAGUUCUUUUUAAAGUAUAGAGCUGAGUUAAGUUCUCUCCAAUCAGUUGCAGCUGAAUUUGGGGUUCCAAUAAGGAAAAAUAAUCUAUCAUACAUUGAAAGUCAAGAGCCACAGGAUGUGGUACCAAAACCUGUACAGUCAGACAUUAAAUCAGUCCUUGGUGCUGUGCUUGGGCCAGCAAAGUCACGUCAAGUUGUCAAUUUGCCAAGUCCUCCAAAAUCUACCUGCCGGUUCAGCCAAUUAGCUAGUAUAUUGGGAGCUGCUGUAGCAAGUAACUCAGAAAACAUUGAAGAAAUUCAGAACAAAGAAAAUGAACUACCAACGUGGGCUUCCAGACCUAUGCACCAGCGUUGUGGUUCAUACGAUUCUAUAGGACUUCUUCGGGAUACUAGGCAUGAUACGAGAAGGAUGGCAACAUCGCCACAGAGCAAUCAUGCUUCUGUUUCCCCAGCCUCCACUAUUUCACGAACAUCUGUUCAGACCUAUUAUGGUGUGCCUAGUAGUGAAAAUCGUACUCCUAGUUUCCCAAGGCGUUCUGGAGUAAGGAUGGGCACUAGAGCGUAUUCUCUGGGCAAUAGUUGUCAGACUCUUGCAGGUACAUCCGAACACUAUCGCACAGCCAGUACUAGUGGCACUCCUUGCGGUACUAGAACUCCUUCUGAAUGCUCAGCCCCUUCAUCUCCUUUUGCAGAAGCCUAUGUGAUAAAUUCAAGUAUUAAAUCAGUUGAAGAACACUUUCAAAUGGAUUCCCACGAGUCCAUUAGUGAUUCACUCGCAGAAAAGAUGGGCAAUGUUUCUUUCGAAGAAGAACGCGUCCUCCGAACUAUUAGGUUACAGAGAGACAGACUUGGCAGUUUAGGUAUUGAAAUAACUGAGGGAGAGGAUGGUGGAGUGUACAUUCAAUCUGUUCAAAGAGGAGGAGCAGCUGCAAAGUUGGGCUCAAUUCAUAGAGGUGAUAGACUAAUAGCUGUAGAUGGGCACUGCUUAUUAAAUCGUAGGUAUGAAGAGGCCUUACGUUUUAUGCGUUCCAGUGGAGAAGAAGUUGAAUUAGUUUUGUCUCAAGCAACACAUGUUUCUAGCGAAGAAAAUCAGCCCACUGACUUUCAUCAAAAUGGCCUUCUUAGGCUUGCUGAGUGUAACAUAAAAAACACCCCUGUAGAAGAAACGUACUUGCGAGAUAUAAGAUACCGCACUGAAGAUUGUCCAACUCCUCAACACAUUAUGAUGCCAAAGUCCCUGCGUCAGCCUGAAGUAGCAGCUCUUCCUAACCCAAGCAAGUGGACAGCUCAUAAGAAGUAUCCAGCCCCAAAGCCCCCUCACAUGAGGAAUGUAUGUUGCAUUGCCCCUGUCCCUGAAGACUGUUCUGAUGUUCUUGACUGUACUAUUUGAUCAGAUAUUCUUUGCUAAAGGUGAGAAUAUUUAUCAUUCAUGGCACCACUCAAAAAGCUCAGAGAUGAAGACUGUUAUAUUUAAAAUAGAAAAACACAAAGAAAACAAACUAAUUGUGUGAUAUUCAUUCUGAAGUUUUUGAACUUGUGUUGUUGUGGAUAUUUCAGUUUCAUGCUUCUCUUGCUUUUCCUAAGUUGUGUAUUUGUUGUUUCUGAAUUUUUGAUCGUACUACUUACUUCUCUAACUGUUAUUACUUUUCUUAUCAAUGGAAUGUAGGAAACUUCUUGUCGUGUCUUUUUCCCAUUGCUAUGACAAUACUGAAUGCACCUAGUAGUUACCAAUAAUAUUCGUCCAAUUUUGUAUAUAGACUUUUGCUGCCUUUAGCACUAGAUGCACGUUUUUUAAACUAGUGUGCAUUGCCUAAUAAAUUCUAAGUUCAACUUUGAAUUUCAACCUGAUGCAUGGUCUGCUCACAGUGAAAACUGUGCAAAUUGGCUGCAAGUGAAGUUUGCUUUGAAAGAAAGAUAAGAAUUAAACAUGGGCCGAAAAAACAAAGCCUAUAAAAUUCCCGCCCGGCGCCAGCGGCGCCAGCGCCGGCGGCAACAGUAAGUCAAACUACAUUAUUUCAUUCAAAAUUUUAAAGAACUGAUAGUGACAGCCAUGGGGACAGCAGGCAAAGAUUGAACGGCGGCUUUAUGGAGUUAACCAAUGAAUCGAACAAUGCCAAUUAUGUCACAUAUAUGAUCAUGUUCUUAUCGUACUUUUUUUAUCACCUAAGAAAUUUUUUUUGUCCUACAUCUAUUGUUCAUGUCAUUAUAGACAUCACUUUUAGCUAAUUUGAAAUGUUGUUGAAGGUAUUUAUUAUUUGAAUCAUAACACACAGCAUAUUAACAUUUUAUGAUCUUUAUGUUGUGUGCUGUGCAUCAAAUAAAAAAUUUCAAAUUUUAUGCUGGUGGUAUCUAGCUCAAUUUUACCAGUUCCAAGUGUGAUAUUGAAUUGUUUACCAUGUCAAAAUGAGGUAAUAACUUUAACUUCUUUUAAGAUACUGUAUAAUGUUUUUAAGAGCGCUAUUCUUUGUGUAAGCAAUAAUGGGUGUGCUCAAUUCUGACAAAUAUGCACUGUCAAUAUAGAAGUAAACGUUCAAUAUCAAUUUAUUUAUAGCAAUAUCUUGUUGCUUAGAUUCAUAAUGCCAGUUAAAUCUAAUAUCAAUAUUUGUUUAAUUUUUUUAUGGAAUUUUCUUGAUAAGCUUAUCUUUUACCUGUUACAUUGUACUGAUCUCCAAUACAUUUUUGAGGAUGUAGAUUUGUUGUUCCUAUUUUCCAAUGUUUUUAUAUACAUAUGUUUAUGUAUAGUAUGAUUGUUGUCAAUGUGCUGCUGUUAAUUCAAUUGUGGUGUUAUAAGUUUUGUAUCGUUUACUUGCGGCUCUUGAAACUUGCACAACACCAAAUAAUAUGUCCUUGUAAUGUAAGGCCGGUAUUUGUUCUCAAAUAAACUUUUUUACCCUAGCAGAAA